Molecule: messenger RNA, 3755 nt
Organism: Jatropha curcas
Lineage: Eukaryota; Viridiplantae; Streptophyta; Magnoliopsida; Malpighiales; Euphorbiaceae
Product: alpha-mannosidase At3g26720
Biological process (GO): mannose metabolic process
Molecular function (GO): carbohydrate binding; alpha-mannosidase activity
Source: RefSeq, a predicted model, not a curated record
AGCAUGAUCGUUUAGUAAGACAUCACUUUCAUGGUUGUCCAAAAGCAGAAGACGAACACAAACCCAUAUCUCAAAGUGCACGCGUCUAAUCUUCACACGCAAGAAAAUUCACCUGCUUCCUUCAUAGGCAAGCGACAGAAAUAGUGAGACUCAUUUUUUUGGAACCUUACAAAGACCAAUUUCCACUUCCGAAAUUCUACUAAGCUUCACAUUUCAUCGAACACAUGAUCUUCACUUCUCUUCAUCCACUUCCAAGAAGUCUGCUAUAACCAUGUCGAUCAUUGCUUUCUACUCUUUAACAAUAUACUUGGCUCUAAUUUUAUGCGUUGAAUCAAAAUAUAUAGCUUACAAUACCACGGGAACAAUUGUUCCGGGCAAAAUUAAUGUUCAUUUGGUGCCUCACUCUCACGAUGAUGUUGGCUGGUUGAAGACAGUUGACCAGUACUAUUUUGGUGGUAACAAUUCGAUUCGGGGGGCGUGUGUUCAGAAUGUAUUGGACUCUGUUAUUUCUGCUUUGUUUGAGGAUAAGAAUCGCAAGUUCAUCUACGUUGAAAUGGCAUUCUUUCAGCGAUGGUGGAGACAGCAAAGUGAAACAAUGAAGGCUAAAGUCAAAGAGCUUGUCAAAUCUGGUCAAUUAGAAUUCAUAAAUGGGGGAAUGUGUAUGCAUGAUGAGGCAACCCCACAUUAUAUUGAUUUGAUUGAUCAAACAACUCUAGGGCAUCGAUUUAUCAAAAAUGAAUUUGCUCAAUUCCCUAGAGUUGGUUGGCAGAUUGACCCUUUUGGACAUUCUGCUGUUCAAGCUUAUUUGCUCGGUGCUGAGCUAGGAUUUGAUUCUCUCUUUUUUGCUCGAAUUGAUUACCAAGAUAGAGCUAAGCGGUUAGAGGAGAAGAACCUUGAGUUUAUCUGGCGGGGUUCCAAGUCCCUUAGUUCCACUUCACAGAUAUUUACCGGUAUAUUUCCUAGGCAUUAUGACCCCCCCGAUGGUUUCACAUUUGAAAUAAAUGACAUAUCACCUCCUAUUCAGGAUGACAUUCUCCUAUUUGACUAUAACGUUCAAGAGAGAGUCGAUGAUUUUGUAGCUGCUGCUUUAGCUCAGGCUAAUGUAACCAGGACAAAUCAUAUAAUGUGGCUCAUGGGGACCGAUUUUCGUUAUCAAUAUGCAAAUUCAUGGUUCAGGCAGAUGGACAAGUUCAUCCAUUAUGUUAAUGAGGAUGGUCGUGUAAAUGCUUUAUAUUCAACCCCGUCCAUCUAUACUGAUGCAAAAUAUGCAGCUAAUGAACAAUGGCCUAUUAAAACUGAAGAUUUCUUCCCGUAUGCAGAUCAUCCAAAUGCUUAUUGGACAGGUUAUUUUACAAGCCGGCCAGCCUUUAAAGGCUAUGUUAGAAUGAUGAGUGGUUACUAUCUUGCUGCACGGCAACUUGAAUUCUUUAAAGGCAGGAAUAGUUUGGGACCAAACACUGAUAAACUUGCUGAUGCUUUGGCAAUUGCUCAACAUCAUGAUGCAGUUAGUGGUACGCAAAGGCAACAUGUUGCUGCCGAUUAUGCUCUGCGUUUAUCUAUUGGCUACAUGGAGGCUGAGAAGUUAGUUGCUUCUUCUCUUGCUUUCUUGGCAGAGUCAAGAUCAAGCAGUGGACAGGGGAACUCAGUCACAAACUUUCAGCAGUGUCCUCUACUUAAUGUAAGUUACUGUCCUCCAUCAGAGGCUAUUUUGUCUGAUGAGAAAAGCUUGGUUGUUGUUGCUUACAAUCCUCUAGGAUGGAAGCGAGAUGAAGUGAUAAGAAUUCCGGUUUCUACUGAAAAAGUUGUUGUUAAAGAUUCAGAUGGGAGAGAAAUUGAAUCUCAACUUUUACCUAUUUCAAAUGCAACUUUGUUCAUGAGAAAUAAGUAUGUCAAAGCAUAUCUGGGUAAAUUCCCAAGCGAAACACCCAAAUAUUGGCUUGCAUUUUCAGCAUCCAUACCACCCCUUGGUUUCAGCACUUACACAGUUUCAAGCACAAGACAGACAGGAUCUAGUUCAACCAUCUCUCUAGUCCACAAAUUGGAUGAAAGUACAAAUGAGAACAUAGAAGUUGGGCAAGGAAGUUUAAAGCUGCUUUAUACUGCAGAUGAAGGGAAACUUACUUAUUAUACUAAUAGCAGAAGCCUGGUUGCUGCUGCUGUUGAACAAUCCUACAGUUAUUAUACUGGAAAUGAUGGCACGGAUGAAGAUCCACAGGCAUCUGGAGCAUAUGUUUUUCGCCCAAAUGCUACCUUCCCAAUAAAAUCUGAAAACCAGGUUCCUUCAACUUUUGUAAAGGGUCCAAUACUGGAUGAAGUACAUCAGCAGGUCAACCCAUGGAUAUCUCAGGUUACCAGAAUCUACAAGGGGAAGGAGCAUGCUGAAGUUGAGUUCACUAUUGGGCCUAUACCUGUGGAUGAUGGGACCGGUAAAGAAAUCACAGCUCAAAUUAAAACCACCAUGAAGACCAAUAACACAUUCUACACAGACUCUAAUGGACGUGACUAUAUUAAACGGAUUCGAGAUUUUAGGACAGACUGGGACCUCGAAGUGAAUCAACCAGUUGCUGGAAAUUAUUACCCCAUCAAUCUUGGAAUUUAUGUACAAGACAACAGCACAGAGCUCUCAGUUUUGGUGGACCGCUCAGUGGGAGGGUCUAGCUUGGUGGAUGGCCAAAUAGAACUGAUGCUCCACAGGAGGUUGAUUCAUGAUGAUAAAAGAGGUGUUGGUGAGGUGCUCAAUGAGACAGUUUGUUUCUUAAAUGGAUGCGAGGGCUUAACUAUACAAGGGAAGUUUUUUGUUAGAAUUGAUCAUCUUGGAGAAGGUGCCAAGUGGCGUCGGACAGUUGGCCAAGAGAUAUAUUCCCCAAUUCUCUUAGCCUUCACAGAGCAGGAUGGAAGUAAUUGGAUAAAUUCACAUACACCUUCUUUUUCAGGAAUUGAUCCGUCCUACUCUUUACCUAAUAAUGUUGCUGUUAUAACCCUUCAGGAACUUGAAAAUGGAAAGGUGCUUCUUCGGUUGGCUCACCUAUACGAGACUGGAGAGGACAAAGAUUAUUCUGUUGUGGCAAUUGUGGAAUUGAAAAGGCUAUUUCCAAACAAGAAGAUAAGUAAAGUAACAGAGUUGAGUUUAUCUGCCAAUCAAGAAAGAGCUGUCAUGGAGAAGAAGAGGUUGAUGUGGAAAGUAGCAAGUGACAAAGAAGAACACAGGGUGACAAGGGGAGGACCUGUUGAUCCUGCCAAGUUAGUUGUAGAACUUGCUCCUAUGGAGAUCCGCACUUUCUUUAUAGAUUUCAAUCAUCUGCAAAUGUUUGGUUCCUGAAAUAUGAAAAGGAUGGAAUUCGGCUGCAGUACGCACAAGAGAGUCUCAAAAGGAGGGAUCCUGCCAAGUGGUGAGAUGAAGUAGUUGCAGUAUCUAUCUGAAAGUUGCAAAAACAGAACGAUGAGUUAUAAUAAAUACAGUCGGCAUGGUUUAAGUUUCAUAUAUCAGUCAUGCAUCAUAAUGUAUAAAAGAGGGAGUGUCACUUGUGUGAGGAGUGGGUCUUCUCAUUUAUGUGAGGAUUUUCGAGUUUUCUGGACCAUAAAUGUUUUCACCAAUUUAGUGAGUGCAGGGGAUGAUACCCCUAUUGUGUAGCCUGUAGUGUUAUUUCGGCUCAUCGGGCUUCUUAAUGAAUUAAAAAAAAGAGGAGUGUCACUUGUGCAUGACAAACGUUUCUCUUGCGUAAAUUGCAGCAAUAUGAUCACCAAUUCUUAUACCA